Andrographis paniculata is the source of this 1867-nucleotide messenger RNA. RefSeq names its product adenosylhomocysteinase-like. The transcript has 2 exons. Gene Ontology annotation, molecular function: adenosylhomocysteinase activity. Gene Ontology annotation, cellular component: cytosol. Gene Ontology annotation, biological process: L-methionine cycle. The coding region runs from base 172 to 1629 and encodes 485 amino acids. The record is from RefSeq and is a predicted model, not a curated record. NCBI's taxonomy places the organism in Eukaryota, Viridiplantae, Streptophyta, Magnoliopsida, Lamiales, Acanthaceae.
CCGAAAGGAGAACCUCAAAAUCCCCAAAAUCCAAGAUCCAGAUCCGCCCCAAUCUCUAACAGUCCACUUUUUUACCGUUUUAAAAACCCCUCUCCCCCUUUACACGAACCACUCAUUACAGCAUCCAAUUCCUUCUUCACUUAAUUAAUUAAUCAAUCAAUCGAUCAGACAAUGUCGCUUCUGGUGGAGAAGACGAACUCCGGUCGGGAGUACAAGGUCAAGGACAUGUCCCAGGCCGACUUCGGCCGCCUCGAAAUCGACCUUGCCGAGGUCGAAAUGCCAGGUCUCAUGUCCUCCCGCUCCGAAUUCGGGCCCUCCAAACCCUUCCAGGGGUCCAGGAUCACCGGCAGCCUCCACAUGACCAUCCAGACCGCCGUCCUCAUCGAAACCCUAACCGCCCUCGGCGCCGACGUCCGCUGGUGCUCCUGCAACAUCUUCUCCACCCAGGACCACGCCGCCGCCGCCAUCGCCCGCGACAGCGCCGCCGUCUUCGCCUGGAAGGGCGAGACCCUCCAGGAGUACUGGUGGUGCACCGAGCGGGCCCUCGACUGGGGUCCCGACGGCGGUCCCGACCUCGUCGUCGACGACGGCGGCGACACCACUCUCCUCAUCCACGAGGGCGUCAAGGCGGAGGAGGAGUUCGCUAAGUCCGGGAAGCUCCCGGACCCCAACUCCGCCGAGAACGCGGAGUUUCAGAUCGUUCUUACGCUGAUCAGAGACGGACUGAAGGUUGACCCCAAACGAUACACGAAAAUGAAGGAGAGGCUUGUCGGAGUGUCGGAGGAGACGACCACCGGCGUCAAACGCCUCUACCAGAUGCAGACCAACGGCACCCUUCUCUUCCCCGCCAUUAACGUCAACGAUUCCGUCACCAAGAGCAAGUUCGAUAACUUGUACGGCUGCCGUCACUCCUUACCGGACGGCCUAAUGCGCGCCACCGACGUAAUGAUCGCCGGGAAGGUGAGUGUGGUGUGCGGCUACGGAGAUGUCGGGAAGGGCUGCGCAUUGGCAUUAAAACAAGCCGGUUCGCGCGUAAUCGUGACAGAGAUCGAUCCAAUCUGCGCCCUCCAGGCGCUAAUGGAGGGCUUCCAAAUACUAACUCUCGACGACGUUGUGUCCGAGGCCGACAUCUUCGUCACGACCACGGGCAACAAGGACAUAAUCAUGGUCGACCACAUGCGGAAGAUGAAGAACAACGCGAUCGUGUGCAACAUCGGACACUUUGACAACGAGAUCGACAUGCACGGGCUGGAGACCUUCAAGGGCAUAAAGCGCGUGAACAUCAAGCCGCAAACGGAUAGGUUCAUUUUCCCGGACACCAAUUCGGGUGUCAUUGUCCUCGCCGAGGGCCGGUUGAUGAAUUUAGGUUGCGCUACGGGGCACCCGAGCUUUGUGAUGUCGUGCUCGUUCACGAAUCAAGUGAUUGCGCAGUUAGAAUUGUGGAACGAGCGCAAGAGCGGAAAGUACGAAAAGAAAGUGUACGUCUUGCCGAAGCACCUCGACGAGAAAGUCGCGGCGCUUCACUUAGGUAAGCUCGGCGCGAAGCUCACCAAGCUUACGAAGGACCAAGCCGACUAUAUAAGCGUUCCCGUCGAGGGCCCGUACAAGCCGCCUCACUAUAGGUACUGAGAGAAGACGACCAUGACCACGACCGCGACCAAGAUCUAGUGAUCAUGAGAUCAAUAUUAUUUUUGUAGUUUAAUUUUAUUAGGGUUAUUGAUUUUUAUUUUUUUCUAUUGGAUGAGUGAGAGAAAAUAAGUUGAUGGUUUAUUUAGUUUUUGGUUUGAUUUCAUUUAUUUUGUUCCAUGAUUGAAAUGAAAGAACAUACUAGUAUGUUGAGUUCAUGAAACUUGACAGCUAAAGAUAU